Messenger RNA from Penicillium atrosanguineum, 2097 nucleotides. Its product is annotated as ferric reductase family protein. The record is from RefSeq and is a predicted model, not a curated record. Gene Ontology annotation, biological process: copper ion import; intracellular iron ion homeostasis; iron ion transport. Gene Ontology annotation, cellular component: plasma membrane. The coding region runs from base 1 to 2097 and encodes 698 amino acids. Gene Ontology annotation, molecular function: ferric-chelate reductase activity. The transcript is spliced from 2 exons. Lineage: Eukaryota; Fungi; Ascomycota; Eurotiomycetes; Eurotiales; Aspergillaceae.
AUGUCCAUGUCAAUGGGCGACAUGCCCAUGGGCUCAAUGUCCAUGGGUGAUGGCGUCCCCGGUCUCUUCUAUUUACAGAAGAUGUAUUGGGCUGUCGUGGGGAGUGCAAUCGCCACUGCCACAGUGGUUAAUAUCUUGAAUAAAGUACUGGCGCAGCAUCGACUGCGAGACACCUCACUCGCCCCCGCAAAGCCCAAAUCAUUUUUCUUUAGCGUUUAUGCCACACUCACAGCAAUAGCCCGAGAGGUGAGCUAUGCCACCAUCAGCCCUAUCUCAGUGGGAAAAUAUACCAUCCAUUUUCCACCUCUUGGCCCCGUCCUCAUCAUUCUCGCCAAUCUAGUCGUGGUCCUUGUCCUCUGCUUCUACAAACUCGAUACAGCCAACGUGUGGAAAUGGGAAGACGUCGGCUACCGCACCGGAUUUAUCGCCAUCUGCCAACUACCACUCAUCUUCCUUCUGGCAGGGCGACAGAACAUCAUCGGCUUCUUAGCAGACAUGAGCUAUGCCCGACUGAACUGGUUCCACCGCUGGAUUGCGCGCACUUUAUGGCUGACAACCACGAUCCACAUGGGCUUUUGGUUCCGCAACUGGGGUCGCUACGAUUAUAUCACAUACCAGCUGAAGAAUGAUCCACUCACAAAACGCGGGUUCGCGGCCUGGUGUAUUCUGACUUUUAUCGUGCUGACGUCGGUGGCUCCUAUUCGAAGACUCAGCUAUGAGGUCUUUGUUCUGCAACAUCUGGUUACCUUUGUCGGAUUCAUUGCGGCUGUGUGGAUGCAUGCUCCUAAUGAAGUCAAGAUCUGGGUGUGGAUUCCCAUUGGUCUCUUAGUGUUUGAUCGUGUAGCAAGGUAUGCUUGGGGUGCAUAUUCCAAUCUGUCCAUGUUUCACCGCAAGGCCAGCAAGAGUGCCCUCUGGACACAUUCGGCUACUUUUACUGCGCUACCAGGAAAUGUCACCAGGGUGACCGUUAAGAACCCCGGUAUUCACUGGCAACCUGGCCAGCAUGUCUUCCUGACAUGCCACUCUGUCGUCCCGUUGCAGAGCCACCCAUUCACUAUUGCAUCUAUCCCUGAAGACAACAAGAUGGAAUUCUUGAUCCGUGCCGAAACUGGUGGCACAAGGCGAUUCUUCCGGUAUGCCUCAAAGGACAAGGUCCUCGGUGCCGAAACAGUGCCGAAUGAGCGCAGUCGAACUAUCUUUGUCGAGGGGCCGUAUGGAUCUAUCCGAAAUCUGCGCCAAUUCGACAGCGUUGUGCUUAUAGCCGGCGGCAUGGGUGCAACGUUUGCCAUGCCACUGCUGAGAGAUCUCGUGGCAGCUUGGAAGAAAGACAGCCCUUGUGAAAAUCAAAGGAGAAUUGGCCAGGUUCGACGCUGGACGGCGACCAAUCGGGCUCGCUUCGUCUGGGUUAUCAAGUCUCGAUCACAAUUGAGCCUGUUCGAGGAGCAGUUGCAAUCUGUGCUGGCCGAUGUAGAGGAAUGCCGCCGCAUCCAGCCACGCUUCAACAAAGAGAUCGAUAUCACUAUUUACAUCACAUGCGACGAGAAACUCGAGCCUCCGACCACCCAGCAAAUAACCCCAUUGAUUUCGUAUGGAGUUGCAAACCGCCAAAUGAUCGAGUCCAGUGAACAGAAGGAAGUGAUCGAAACAGAUCAUGUCUCGGCGCGCUCAGUUUCAGGCGUAUCAUUUACAUCCUCACAUAUUGCUGCAAUUGGUCAAGGCUGUCUCUCUGGCGGAGGAUGCUGCUGCACGAAGCAGAUCGAAGACGAAGAUGCGAUUCCCACCUGCACGUGUACUUGUUCAGGCCCGGCACCUACGCCACUAGAACUAGAGAGCAUGACCGGGAAGACGACAUACACCCAGACAUCAGCGUCGCUAGAUUCAAAAGCAAACUUUGUAUCCGGCCGUCCAUACCCACGUGCAAUCAUCCGCAAAGUUCUUGAAAAGGCAGAAGGUGAAAGCGCAGUGGUCGUAUGCGGUCCGCGCGGGCUGGCAGACGAUGUUCGUCGCAGCGUAGUGUGUCUCAGCGAUGAACGGGCAGUUCAUAAGGGCACUGGCGCACAGGGGAUCUACCUGCAUAUUGAGAAUUUCGGAUGGUGA